Messenger RNA from Dovyalis caffra, 621 nucleotides. Lineage: Eukaryota; Viridiplantae; Streptophyta; Magnoliopsida; Malpighiales; Salicaceae. The record is from the annotation of a GenBank genome assembly.
AUGUUGGUACCACCAUGGCUUGAAUCGUUAUUAUCGACUGCAUUCUUCACCAUUUGCCCCAGGCAUAGAGAUGCCCCACGCAGCGAAUGCAACAUGUUCUGCCUUGAUUGCAAGACAGAUGCCUUUUGCUUCUAUUGUCGAUCAACUCGACACAAAGACCAUCCUGUUAUUCAAAUCAGAAGAUCAUCGUAUCAUGAUGUUGUUAGGGUUGCUGAGAUUCAAAAGGUUUUGGACAUUAGUGGAGUUCAAACUUACGUUAUAAACAGUGCUAGAGUUCUUUUCCUUAACGAGAGACCACAACCUAAGGGUAGCACUAGUAAAGGAGUCUCUCAUUUGUGUGAAAUUUGUGGGAGAAGUCUUUUGGAUCCCUUUCGUUUCUGUUCUUUGGGAUGUAAGCUUGUAGGAAUAAAGAACAACGGAGAUGCCAACUUUAACUUAAGCACCAAGAACGAGGAAAUAGAGGAAAUAAGAGAAGCAAUGGCAAGAAGAUUGCCAUCAAACGAAGAAGAAGAAUUGCGUGAAGGAAGGCAACAAGACAUGUAUACAAACACGCCAACUCCACCACAUUCCAAUUCAAGGAGGAGAAAAGGCAUCCCCCAUAGGGCACCUUUUGGGUCCUAA